Molecule: messenger RNA, 2535 nt
Organism: Nematocida homosporus
Lineage: Eukaryota; Fungi; Microsporidia
Exons: 1
Coding region: 1-2535 (844 amino acids)
Source: RefSeq, a predicted model, not a curated record
AUGCAAAAUUUAAUGGUAAACUCAGAUAGAGGUGUUAAUAAGCGUGUAUUAAAGAGUCCUAGUGAAGAUUUAGGUCAGUCUAAACGUAGUCCUACUAAGUCUAGUUCUGUUUUGAAUGUAAUUGAUAAGAGAGAUAAGAAAGAUAAGAAAGAUAAGGCUGAUUUGACUUUAAAUUCGGAUAAGACUACCGAUUUAUCCAUUGAAACAUUAGGUGAAGGCUUAGAUAAGGAUUUAGAUAAGAAUUUAGAUAAGAAUUUAGAUAAGAAAAGUAAUGUUAUAAGUGAAUCUAAUAAGUCUACUACUACUAAUAAUACUAGUGAUAAUACUAGUGAUAAUAGUACUCCUAAUAAUACUAGUGAUAAUACUACUCCUAGUAAGUCUAAGAGUAAGGCUAGCACUACUAAGUCUACUCAACCCACUACUAAUAAUACUAAGUCUACUAAUACUACUCAAAACACUACUACUCAACCCACUACUAAUAAUACUACUCCUAAUAAGUCUACUCAACCCACUACUAACAAUAUUAAUAAUACUACUGUAGAUGAGUCUCUUCCUACUACUAAUAAUACUCCUAAUGAUAAUAAUGACAACCAAAAUAGUGAUAAUAAUGAUAAGGACGGCAAUCAAGAUAGUGAUAAGGACAUCACCCAAGACAAUCAAGAUGAUAGUAGUGAUAAUGAUGGUAAUGGUGAUAAUUUGGUUAUGACGGGGAAGAGUGCUAGAGAAGAGGUGGAUGGAGAACUGCUGCGGGUGUUUCAGAGUACGUUAUCUGGGAGUGAGGGAGUACAGGGGGUGGAUAAGUUACUGAACUUACCGGAUGAAAUGGAACAUGUUCGAGUGGCUUGGUUCUUGGCCUUAUCGGAACAACGCGUGUUAGGUGAGGUUGAGGAAAGAGUCGAGUUAGAUAAGAAGAUUGAAGAACUAAGAACUAAAGUUUUGUUGAGAUCUGAUCCUAGAUGGCAUCGAGCUGUGCGUAAAGCUAAGUAUACAGUUGAUAGUUCUUUAAAUGGUCCAGUUUCAGUGGCUGGAGUUGAAUUACUGAUUAGUACGGUUAUUGAGACUUUAAUUAGAACUAGUAGUGUAGAGAUUGAUAGGGCAGUGGAUUUAGUAUUGGGUAAUAGUGCUGAUCAAGAUCCACGGGUGGUUAGAGUGCAAGGUACGGAUGUAGAGAUAGUAGAUGAGAUUUUAGAAAGUUUAGCUCGUUUACCGAUAGCCGAGAUAAAGAAACGAAUUGUAUCUAUUGCUGGAACAUUAGGGCCAGAACAUAUUGAGACUAUUUUAAGCCAUUUAUCAGGCGAUUUAGGCCGAUUACUACCAACAGCCUUGUUUGUGCACAACCAGGUGGUUUAUGACUUGUUAGAAAGAGAGUUCUUUAAGAGGUACGUAGUUGAACGGCCGGGAAUGGUUGAGUACUUCCCUAGGAUUGAUAUUGAAGCGGUUAUUAAGAGUUUACAUCGGACUUCAGCUAUGUUUAGGUCUUUAGAAACAAUUGCCAGACAAAGACCUAUUCAUCGAGCGAGAAUUGUCGAUGAGAUUUGUUCUUAUAUCAAAAAAGGAGCCAGAACUAAGUGUGUUGUGUUUGUUAAGGAUAACUUAUCUUUAUUUACCGAUCGGAUUGAUGAUUUAGGUCUAAGUUGUGAGGAGUUGUUACUCUUAGCUGAAAAACGACCAGAGUUACUACAGAAGGUCUUUAUCGUGAUUUCUGAGUUGAAAACCUCAUUGAAAGAGAAGAGACAGCAAAACCAUCAGAAGAAAGAGAAAAGACUCUCUUCUUUGAUUGCCGUUACAGCUGCUCAACUAGGAAGUUUACCGGAAGAGACAGUCGAACAGUUUAUCUUAGAAGGAGCAGCUAAAGAUCCAGAUUUACUAGCUAGACUUUGUUUAGGACUAUUUAGAUUACAACCACCAGGACCACAAGUACGUCGGGCUUUAGCUAAAUUAGCAGCAGCUGGUUCACCGCCGGCUUUGGUCUUUGCCGCUCUGCCUUACUUAGAGGACCAACAACGCUUAAGACUAGUGAAGAGGUACUUGGUAGAUGACGUCUCUUUGGUUUUGUUCCUACGAGUAGUCAGACCAGAAGACUUACUAGUACAUGCCCAUGGACUAGAGGCAGAUAGUGCCCGACGGAUUAUUAAGUUGUGUUUACAACGACCGGAAGCCUUCCCUGAUCGGACUGUAUCUUUGGCUUUAGCACAAAUGGAAGAGUUUCAUCCAUUGCCAGAACUCUUUGUUAGUACGGUUGAAGCCGCCUUAGAAGCUUUUCCUAAUAUGAAGCCAUUUAUUGUUACGUUGAUUAGACGGACUUGGGAAAGGCUUUUUACAGCUAAUCCUAAAGGCACUGUCCGUUUACUCGAACGACUUGAAGCAGCCUCACCAGAACUACUUCUUUCCUUCUCUGAAGCAGCUAUUCGGGAGGUUCUAGCGACUUCAGAAGUUCUACGCGACCGACUUGAAACAUAUCUCCGCAAACAACCCAAGUAUAUUCAAAGCAAGUAUGCCGAUCUAGCCCGUGAAGCCGCAACAACUCCACAAUAA